AUGGAUUGCUGCAUUAUUUUAUGUCCUUGGUGCUAGGUCAACGUUGGAUUUCUCAACUGUUGUACAUGCCGUAAGCAAUUUGAAAUGCUCGAAUGUAACGGUUUACCUGUAACUUGUCCAAGAUGUGUCAAUAUUAGAUUAGAUACUUACUAUCAAAGCGAUGAGGAUGUUCAAUUACAUUAAAACUGUUAUAGAAAUUCAAAAAGAAUGUUUUAUCAUUGCCAAUGUUGCAAUGGUUAUUUCUGCAGAUGUGUGUAAGACAUUUCUCUUAAACUUUAAGUGAAAACCAACUGAAGAAACAAAUUGUUUUAAAUCCUUGUCCCCUUCUCAAAAGAAAGGCUUAAAAAGUUUGAAAGUAACAGUUAAAAAUUUUGAUCUUUACUAUUUUUGUAUUCAUUUAUCGUAUAUUCAUAUGAAA
Paramecium tetraurelia is the source of this 418-nucleotide messenger RNA. RefSeq lists its product as uncharacterized. NCBI's taxonomy places the organism in Eukaryota, Ciliophora, Oligohymenophorea, Peniculida, Parameciidae. The transcript has 2 exons. The record is from RefSeq and is a predicted model, not a curated record.